Messenger RNA from Macrobrachium nipponense, 929 nucleotides. Its product is annotated as fatty acid hydroxylase domain-containing protein 2-like. The coding region runs from base 43 to 906 and encodes 287 amino acids. The record is from RefSeq and is a predicted model, not a curated record. Gene Ontology annotation, cellular component: endoplasmic reticulum membrane. Gene Ontology annotation, biological process: sterol biosynthetic process. Lineage: Eukaryota; Metazoa; Arthropoda; Malacostraca; Decapoda; Palaemonidae. Gene Ontology annotation, molecular function: iron ion binding; C-4 methylsterol oxidase activity. The transcript is spliced from 5 exons.
UAUCUUAGUAUCUUGUCAAACUGUUGCUUAUUUUCAGGAGUCAUGGCAGAUGUCAAGUCGUAUCAAGGGGACCAGGAGAUGGGAGUUAGAAAACCAUCCCCUGCCGCUGCGGAUUUGUGGUCAACACUGAAGAAGGCUCUCUUUAUUAUUGGAUCAACAACUAUAGUAUUUGUUGCACUUAGGAACAGUUUGACAUAUCAUCUACAACAUUUCUGGGGAGCAUCUGGUAACUUCUGGCAACAUCAGUGGGACAAAAUUCUUAACACAUUUGGGGAUGACCCUUACAACCUCAUGGUGUAUGGCUCCACUAUUGUAUCCUACUUUGUAUAUUGGACAAUUGGUUCCAUUUAUACAUUAAUGGAUAUCUUCAAUAAACCAUCCUUCUUAAGGCGUUACAAGAUCCAGCCUGGCACCAAUGAACCUGUUGAAAAUGGAAAGCUCAUUAAAUGCAUUCUGUGGGUGAACUUCAAUCAAAUUGUUGUUGGACUUGCAUUUAGUAUGGCCUGUUACUAUCUGCUGUGUUUGAGAGGGUAUGACCAGUCACCUCAGCUUCCUACUUUUCAUUGGGUGCUGUUUGAAUUGAUUAUAUGCAUACUUUUGGAGGAAAUUGGCUUCUACUACUCUCACAGACUCUUCCAUCACCGUCUAUUGUAUAAACAUUUCCACAAGAUGCACCACGAAUGGCAGAGCCCUAUUGCCAUCACAGCCAUCUAUGCUCAUCCUCUGGAACACAUUAUGUCAAACCUGAUGCCAGUAUUCCUGGGACCACUUUUACUUGGCAGCCAUGUGGCAACAGUGUGGCUUUGGGCCAGUUUGGCACUUCUAAGCACAUUAAAUGCUCAUAGUGGAUAUCAUCUUCCUUUCUUCCCAUCACCUGAAGCUCAUGAUUUCCACCACCUAAAGUAAGUAGACUAAUACAGCAAAUUUAA